AUGAAGCGCACCCAGCGGGCAGGUUUUGCUUUGGCUCUCUUCUACCUGCACACGGCCUCGUGGCGAGAGUGGCGGUCGAGCGCACCACACAACACACACGAGCGCGCCGACACCGCCGCGGUGCUCGCCUUCUACGACCGGAUCCUUGCCGAGGAAGACGCCGACGGCCUCAAGUUAUUUCUGCACGGCUGGUUUCUCGAGCAGCCUGCCUCGCCGUGGCAGGAGCCUCGCUACGGAAACAUCCGCGAAUUUGUCGCGUGGACCCUCUACGGCGACGCGGGCGAGCGGAAGCCAAAGCAGACCUCCACCGUCGACCGAGUGAUGAACCAGAUCGAGGUGGUGCUUGGGCCACUGCCUGCCGGCCGGGCGGAGCGGCUGGUGGCGAUGACAUACACCCGCGAGCCGCUCGGACGCUGCCACCGGCCUCUGGCCGUCUACCUCUGCUGCUUUGCAGCGCACGGCGCCAUCCGCAAGAUGCUGCAGCUGCUCGGCUUCAGCUCGCGCUCCCUGGCCUCUCGGUGGGAGGGGCCGGUGCUGCUGCCGCUCCUGCCGCACGGCGCUCUCGACCGGCUUCCAACCUCCCGCUGCGUCGCGAGGGCGAUGCGGAUGCCCGAGCUCGUCGGAGCCGUCGAGGUGAUGGUGCGCCGGCACGCGCUGAACGGGAGGGCGCCGAGCGCCGCGUUCAUGUCGCACUCGCUUGGGACGGGCUAUCACGCCGCCAUCGCGACUCGCGCGCCCGGCUUGGUCGCUGCGUCGCUCUUCGCGGACCCGAUCUGCUUCCUGCUGCACGAGAGGGACGUCGCCCCCCUCCGCCCAGCAACCUGGUUCCACUGGCUGCAGCGGGUCGCCGUCGCCUCCGACCCGACCGUACAGAACUGCUUGCGGCGCGAGUUUUGGUGGUCGCAGCACUGGCUCCACCCCGCGUCGCUGCCUUCGCCGACCGCCGUGCACCUCUCCGCGGCCGACACCGUCUGCAACCCCCGCCGCGUGCAAGAGCACCUGCUCCGGCACGGCGGGGCGCAGGCCGGGCUCGACUCGCCGCUCGAGGUGGAGCUGAGCCGCGGCAUGUUCACCGUGCACGGGUGGCUGUGCGUCGCUCCGGCGGCGCAGCGCCGGGCCAUCGCAGACUUGGGCCGGCUCCUCGCCCGCGGCCUGGCGCAGCGGGCCGCGGGUCGCAAGGGCGCGGGCGAGGGGGACCGCACUGCGGAUGGCUCGCACCUCGCUCUCGCGGUGCGGCACCGUGGCGCGAGGGCGAGUGGGCAAGCCGUGCGUCUUGAGCCUCUAGGCGACACCGACUCUGUGAGCUCGUCGGGCGAGUCGGACGGAUGCGGCGAGUAG
This is a messenger RNA of Emiliania huxleyi CCMP1516, 1338 nucleotides long. RefSeq lists its product as hypothetical. The record is from RefSeq and is a predicted model, not a curated record. The transcript has 7 exons. Bases 1 to 1338 code for a protein of 445 amino acids. NCBI's taxonomy places the organism in Eukaryota, Haptophyta, Isochrysidales, Noelaerhabdaceae.